UAAAGAUGUUAAAAAGAAAAAAAAAGAAACAGCCUAAGCGUGUGGUAACUCCCCUGAAAGUAUGCUAGACCCUAAAAUAGCUUGUCUGCCCUGCUUCCCACUUCAACUGAUUAUGAUCAUCUUGCUUGAUUAAAAGCAGACAUAAUAGUAACUGAGAAUUUGUUAUUAAGCAAAUGCUUAAUUAAACUGAGAUUAGUUGUUAAGCUAGAACUUGAGGCUUAGGAAGAAAAGAAGUGGACAUCUAAGAUCAAGCUAUGGAGAAAGAAAAAGUGUGAUUAGAAUCAAUUAUAUAUUCUGCCAGAUGGAAGACCUGAUGAAUGUCCGAGUCUCUCCAAAGUCCUUGAAACAUCAGUGAAGGGAGGGAGCCUGGUGAGACAAUGGGCAGCAGGUACUUGGGAGUUGUCUAGUAACUUGGUGGUGGGAGGAGGGACUAGCUCAGGACCCAGGGAAACGUCUGCGCUGGGAUUGCUGCCUUCAGAGAGUUGGAGAGGCAAGAGGCUGAGGACUGAAAACGAGACGGGGAGUGAUUCUCAGUGACCAGCAGUAUCCCAAAGAAAGGAAGCUGCCGGCCUGGACUGCCAGCGAUGGCCGGCACUGCGUUGCAGCUCUGAACCCACCGCUCUGCCUCCCCACCGUGAGAAUUUGAGCUGGAGAGCCAGCAUGCCCUGGUAAGUGGAAAUACUGCCACUUCAAGACAUGGAGUCAUCUUUCUCAUUUGGAGUGAUCCUUGCUAUCCUGGCCUCCCUCAUUAUUGCUGCUAAUGCCCUAGUGGUCAUGGCUGUGCUGUCGUUGAUCCACAAGAAUGAUGGUGUCGGUCUCAGCUUCACCUUGAAUCUGGCUGUGGCUGACACCUCGCUUGGCCUGGCCAUCUCUGGCCUAGUCACAGACCAGCUCUCCAGCUCGGCUCGGCCCACACAGAAGACCCUGUGCAGCCUUCAGAUGGCAUUUGUCACUUCUUCUGCAGCUGCCUCUGUCCUCACGGUCAUGCUGAUUGCCUUUGACAGGUACCUUGCCAUCAAGCAGCCCCUCCGCUAUUUCCAGAUCAUGAACGGGCUCAUGGCCGGGGCCUGCAUUGCCGGGCUGUGGUUGGUGUCUUACCUCAUUGGCUUCCUCCCACUCGGGGUCCGCGUAUUCCAGCAGACCGCCUACAAGGGGCCCUGCAGCUUCUUCGCUGUGUUUCACCCACGCUUCGUGCUGACCCUCUCCUGCGUUGGCUUCUUCCCAGCCCUGCUCCUCUUUGUCUUCUUCUACUGUGACAUACUCAAGAUUGCUUCCAUGCACAGCCAGCAGAUCCGCAAGACAGAGCAUGCAGGAGCCCCAGCCGGGGCUCACCGGCCCCCACGGACCCCCAGUGACUUCAAGGCUGUCCGCACUGUGGCCAUUCUCAUUGGCAGCUUCACUCUGUCCUGGACCCCGUUCCUUAUCACUAGCAUUGUGCAGGUGGCCUGCCAGGAGUGCCACCUCUACCCAGUGCUGGAACGGUACCUGUGGCUGCUUGGUGUGGGCAACUCCCUGCUCAACCCACUCAUCUAUGCCUAUUGGCAGAAGGAGAUACGGCAACAGUUCUCCCAGAUGGCCCUGGGAAUGAAGAAGGGGCUCGCCGCAUUCCUCCUCCUUCUCUCAGCCAGGGAUGGUGGCCCACAGGGGCCCAGGGAAAGUGCCCGUCACAUCACCACCAUCUCCCACUCAGAGCUUGACGGCUAAGAUGGUAAGGGCAGACAAGUUUCAAAGUGCCCCUCUCUCCCUUCUCAGAGCCCCAGCUAGGAGACCAGGUGGAGCUAGGGAAAAGAGAGCACUUGCUUCCAGCAACU
Messenger RNA from Aethalodelphis obliquidens (Pacific white-sided dolphin), 1811 nucleotides. RefSeq names its product G protein-coupled receptor 119 (gene GPR119). Gene Ontology annotation, cellular component: membrane. Lineage: Eukaryota; Metazoa; Chordata; Mammalia; Artiodactyla; Delphinidae. Bases 697 to 1704 code for a protein of 335 amino acids. The record is from RefSeq and is a predicted model, not a curated record. The transcript has a single exon. Gene Ontology annotation, biological process: adenylate cyclase-activating G protein-coupled receptor signaling pathway; regulation of metabolic process. Gene Ontology annotation, molecular function: phosphatidylcholine binding; G protein-coupled receptor activity.